Lachnellula hyalina is the source of this 1500-nucleotide messenger RNA. Its product is annotated as Thiol-specific monooxygenase. Gene Ontology annotation, molecular function: NADP binding; flavin adenine dinucleotide binding; N,N-dimethylaniline monooxygenase activity. NCBI's taxonomy places the organism in Eukaryota, Fungi, Ascomycota, Leotiomycetes, Helotiales, Lachnaceae. The record is from RefSeq and is a predicted model, not a curated record. The transcript is spliced from 3 exons. The coding region runs from base 1 to 1500 and encodes 499 amino acids.
AUGGCCCCCAUCAAGUCGGUCGCCAUCAUUGGAGCCGGUCCCGCAGGCAUAAUCUCAAUUGAUGCAUUGGCUCAAGAACAGGCAUUCGAUCACAUUCGUGUUUUCGAGAGGAGAGAAGCGGCUGGAGGCUGUUGGAUCGAAGACCCCGAGGAUCAUGUUCAACAGCUACCAGAUCUGAAGAAAAUUGCCGAGAGGCGGCCGGAUGAUGCCUUGCCCAUCCCGCAAGAGGUUCUUAACGGGAAGGCUGUAACGACUCCCAAGAAUACUCAGGUUCGCUUCUCCGAGACAUCAAUAUAUCCUACUCUAGAAACGAAUAUCGAGGCCCAUGCAAUGUCAUUUUCUCAAGAGCCUUUUCCAGAAGAACGAAGUGCUCUCAAUAUAAAAAGACACGGGCCAGAUUCGCCUUUUCGACACUGGAAAGCUGUGGAAGGUUACCUCCAAAGUCUAGUAAAUCGCCGUGGAUACCAAGACCUAGUGACCUAUAACACUACGGUGGAACUUGUUUCCAAGAAUUCUGAAACUGGCCAAUGGACCCUUACUCUCAGACAGCCACUUGAAAAUAGGAAAGAAGAUAGAUGGUGGCAGGAAUCUUUCGAUGCUGUACUCGUUGCAAAUGGACAUUAUCACGUCCCGAUGAUACCCCACACUCCAGGGCUAGCCAAAUUUGCUACGGAUUUUCCGGGCAGUGUACUGCAUACCAAAGCAUGGCGAAACCCCGAAACAUACCGUGGGAAAAGAGUAGUUGUGGUCGGCGCAAGCAUUAGUGGAGCUGAUAUCUCCUGGACCCUCGCUGACUAUACGGAGUCGCCUCUGUAUUCAGUAGUUCGAGGCAGAUAUCAUCCUUACUUCUUUGAUUUCGCUUUUCAACACCCAGAUAUAGUGCGUCGGCCAUCAAUAUCCCGCGUUGAAUCCAACCCCGGGACGAAUGAAAGGACCAUCUUUUUUGAAGACGGCACCAAGCUUGAAGAUGUUGAUUAUAUAAUAUUUGGAACUGGCUAUACAUGGACGCUCCCAUUCCUACCCAAACUUGAUGCCACCAUCCGGAAUAACCGUCUUCCAAACCUCUACCAGCAUGUCUUCUGGCGAGAAGAUCCAAGCAUCGUGUUCGUUGGAGCUGUAGCUGCCGGUUUCACUUUCAAGGUCUUUGAAUGGCAAGCUGUCCUAGCAGCAAGGUUUCUGGCAGGUCGAAUUACUCUCCCUCCUGUGAGUGAGCAGAUUAAGUGGGAAGAGGAUAGAAUUGCAUACAAGGGCGACGGCGUGCCGUUUACUGCAUUAUACCCUGAUUUCGAGGAGUAUUUCGAGGUAGUUAGGAAAAUGGCUGGGGAACCACGCGAUGGUAAGGGGCGGCCUUUACCAAAGUUUGAGAAAUGGUGGAGAGACAAUUUUGACAACGCUCACUUGAAGAGAAUCGCCAUGUGGAAGAGAGGCAAUGAGGAGGCGAGGGAGAAGAAAAGAAGAGAAAGUGGAAACGCUGAUGGGGUGCCACAAUCAAGCCUUUGA